Aspergillus viridinutans is the source of this 978-nucleotide messenger RNA. RefSeq names its product Zn(II)2Cys6 transcription factor domain-containing protein. The coding region runs from base 1 to 978 and encodes 325 amino acids. The record is from RefSeq and is a predicted model, not a curated record. The transcript has a single exon. Lineage: Eukaryota; Fungi; Ascomycota; Eurotiomycetes; Eurotiales; Aspergillaceae. Gene Ontology annotation, molecular function: DNA-binding transcription factor activity, RNA polymerase II-specific; zinc ion binding. Gene Ontology annotation, biological process: regulation of DNA-templated transcription.
AUGCCCUCCCAGCCCCCCUUGUCUCAUGUGGGAGUGAUCGUGAAUCCGUCUGCUCGCCGCCUUGCCUGCGAUCAGUGUCAUGCUCAAAAGCUGCGUUACACAAAACUGGAAAACUGCACUCUGUGUGUUCGAUGUCAGCGAUUGAACCGUCAGUGUAUCUGGAGUCCGCCAUCGCGGAGCGGCCGCCCAGCAAGGACUACCGUGGAAGAAAAGGUGGUCAAGCGCGGCAGCAGCCGCCUGGAUGCGGCGGAGAAGCGUCGCAAACGAUCUUUAAGUGUUUUAGAAUUGACAUCAGAGGAAGACGGUCCAGGAGGUGUGAGAGAGCCCGUUCAUGCCAGCCAGAUCAGUACCCAGCCCAACCUUCCGGCUGUCGAGAUGUCCGAGAGAGUACCAUCUCUGCCUCCAUCAGUUGCCGAUUGGAACAUGUCGGAUAUUUUCAGCCUUUCAAGCCCGCGUUAUAGCUCGCGGGAGAACACUUUCCCAUCUUUAUGGUCACCGGAGAGCGUGCCUCCGCUGCCUAAUUUUACCGACUAUUUUCAGAUGGCCCCCAUGGGGAACCAAGCCAGAACCACCGAGGACACCCCUGCUCCACUAACAGGCGCACCCCAGAAACUGGACUCUCUGCAUGACAUCACGCGAGAGCUCUCCAACAUCAACAUGUCGCUAUUCGACCUGGAACAAUCUCUUCAUGCCGAGCCAUGGGGCGCGAUGUUCGCGUCACCAGCCGCUGUCAUCACGAAACUAAGCACCUGUGGCGGUGACCAAUCCGACGACACGCUCGCUCACGGGUACCCAUUGAUUGAAAUCUUUAACAAAACACAGCACUUUAUCGACAUUGCAAGGCAAACGAGCGUUUACUUCGCCUCCCUGCCCACUCCCCUUACAUCUCGUCCCACUCCCACACCUGAAGCACCAUCGCGCGCCUUUUACCCAGACAGCGACACAUCCAGCCAUGCGUCAUCUCGUUUGUCCCCAUAG